AUGGCCCUCUCUGCGUCGGCGCCGCCAGCCGGCAUGAUGAUCGAUCCCACGAAGCAAGGCGAUUACCCGAUCCUUCUCGGGGACCAACUGGCGAAAAAGAACGGAGGACAUGCCUCCACAUUCAUAAACAUCACAUAUAACCACAAGAGCAAGUCGGCAACGGCGAAUCAACGGACGAAAAUCACUCGAUCUCCUACUUCACAAGAUAUAUACAACCUCACGAUCACGGACAAGGCUGGGAAUGCUGAGCAGACAUCGCUCGAGUACAAAUAUAAAGGCAGCAUAGAUCCGUCCAUACCGGUUCAGGGCUCUGAAGCAAGGAAUCUUGUUCUAGUCUUUGAUCCGAGCCGGAAAGCGUUUAUUCUAGAGUCUGUGAGCACAAGCUUAAACUUCAAUUUGCGCGCUGCACCGGGAAAAAAUAAAGACGUGAUUGAGCAAUAUGAGCAGUUACAUACUCUGGGCGACGAUGGAGAUCAUGCGCCCCGGGACGAGAGCGAUGAUGAGAAGCCAGAAGAUGCUGACCAGGAUAACCCUUACGAUUUCAGGCAUUUCCUCAAGAGGCCUGAAUUGGAAAAGGCCAAGUCGACGCUGUCGACGACCACGACACCAGACCCUCAUGGGGCUAUCAGCACAGCCAAUACGCCUGCAAUGCAACCAACAAAGGUAGAGGUUAAAAAGAUGGCACCUAGGCCCAAACAGCAGACGAAUCCUUUGCGGCAACCGAGACGAGCACCAAAAGCUAAGCCAACCAGUGUAUCUUCUACAACGAAGGGGAAAGCACAGCCCAAGUCGGCGCCGCGUGUCGAUCCUGAGGAUGAUAUUGCCAUCUCUGAGGCAGAGCAGUCUGAGAAGGAAGAGGAUGACUAUCAACAUCCAAAGUCUAGUCAGGCUGUACCUUCACCAAGUUCUAAUAUAAUCGUCGACGGAGAUCUCAUCAUCGAUAUGGGCUCUCCACCCACACGGCCCGCAUUCAAGGUCGAUCCCACUCACUUCUCAUCCAGUGACCAAUCCGCACACGGUACGGAUGAGGAGGGGAAUGAGGAGGACGAUGAAGAAAUUGAAGAUUUUCGUCUACCUUCUCCUGCCAGACAUGAUGCGAGAGUUGCAACGUCCGCCGCUGCAGCGGAACCAGAAGUCGCCGACGAGGAUGAAGAUGAGGAUGAAGAUGCUCUGGCAGCAGAAAUGGAAGCGGCGUUUGAAGAGGAGGCAUCGAGGACACAGAGCCUGCAGCAGACUCAACGAUAUGUUCCGAGCGAUGACGAGAGUGAAGUUAGUGAGGAAGAGUGA
Messenger RNA from Talaromyces amestolkiae, 1287 nucleotides. RefSeq lists its product as uncharacterized. Bases 1 to 1287 code for a protein of 428 amino acids. The transcript has a single exon. NCBI's taxonomy places the organism in Eukaryota, Fungi, Ascomycota, Eurotiomycetes, Eurotiales, Trichocomaceae. The record is from RefSeq and is a predicted model, not a curated record.